Messenger RNA from Nematolebias whitei (Rio pearlfish), 1503 nucleotides. RefSeq names its product nuclear receptor subfamily 1, group H, member 5 (gene nr1h5). Gene Ontology annotation, biological process: positive regulation of transcription by RNA polymerase II; bile acid signaling pathway; negative regulation of transcription by RNA polymerase II. The transcript has 12 exons. NCBI's taxonomy places the organism in Eukaryota, Metazoa, Chordata, Actinopteri, Cyprinodontiformes, Rivulidae. The record is from RefSeq and is a predicted model, not a curated record. Gene Ontology annotation, molecular function: RNA polymerase II cis-regulatory region sequence-specific DNA binding; zinc ion binding; nuclear receptor activity. The coding region runs from base 1 to 1449 and encodes 482 amino acids.
AUGAGAGAGUGGACGGAGCCUGACAUGAGCUUUACAGCAGGGGGGUUCCUCUCCCCCUCGGAGGGUUACUGCUACACAGAGCAGCUCCAGUACUACGACAUGUUGGCUGAGCCUCUGGGUUAUCCCCUCCCGGACCCAGACCUCCAACUGCUCCCUCACAGCCAGCAGCAGUACCUCCCUGCUAACCUGCCCUUCUCCCUCUAUGGCUCCUCAUCUUCCUCCACCCCCUCACCUUCCUCCUCUGCCUCAUCCUCGCAGCUCUGCCACGCUCCCUGCCAGUACAACCCUCACUGCCUGGAUGCCCCCUGUGAUCCCAGUCCGGACCUGUUCUCUGGGGCUUUGGCUCAUGGAUUUGGGACGGUGGCUCUUGGCCGGAGGUCCCGGGUGGGGUCAGGAGGGAGGAGCAGAGGCCCGGACGAGCUGUGUGUGGUGUGUGGAGACAAAGCAUCAGGACUCCCACUGCUUCAGCUGACUUUCAGCUCUUUCAGUCAUUCAGGUUUCUUCAGGCGCAGCGUGACUAAGAAGGCCGUGUAUCACUGCAAGAGCGGCGGCGGCUGUGAGAUGGACAUGUACAUGAGGAGGAAGUGCCAGGACUGUCGGCUGAGGAAGUGCCGGGCUGUUGGAAUGCUGGCUGAGUGCUUGCUAACAGAAGUUCAGUGUCAGUCCAAACGACUAAGAAAAGGAGGUAAAAGCAGAGGACAGGAGGAGGAGGAGAACACUGACAGUAGGAGGGUCAGCUCUACCAGCAGAACACCUGGACAGGUUCUGUCCGCCGGUUUGACCCGGGAACAGAAAUAUCUCGUGGACAAGAUGGUGGAGGCUCAUCGGCAGUUCAGAGACGAAGACAGCAGCAGCGCUACGGUGUUCGACUGGCCGUGUGCACAUGAUGGGGAGGGUCUGUCUGAUGUCGUACCCCACCACCAACAAAGGCUGCUGCAGUUUGCCAGAACAGUGCCAGGCUUUGACCUCUUGGAUUUCUCCGACCAGUUCGCUCUCUCGUCCGUCUCCUCGCCUGAGGUCAUGUUCCUGCUCUCAGCUCAGCAGUUCUCCCACAACCCGGCGGGCCCCAGUCCAGUCCUGCAGCUUUUCAGCAUGUCCACACACAGCUGGCUCAGAGAUGCAGAAACCAAAGAAAACAUCCAGAGCAGGAUCAGUUCAGGAGGCAGUGAUGAUCUCCUCGGGUCGGUGCUCAACUUCCUCCACAGCAUGGCACUCUGCUCUGCUCAGGUCACACCAGCUCCUCCAUACCGGGCAUCCUUUCAGGCAGCUAGCGGGGUGGAGAAAAUGCAGGAGCUGAUCCUGGACCUGCUGUCCAGGGUGUGUGGAGCCCAGUGUGGGGCAGCACGAGGGGGUCCGCAGCGGUUCGGUCGCCUGCUGGGCAGACUGACGGAGUUACGGACCCUUCAUCACAACUACCUCCUCCUGAGAUCCCAGCGAGCACACAGAUGAAGAAAUUAUAGCUGGAAUUCAGUUCGGAACAUCAGUUUAAGACUUAUUUGUCUU